Messenger RNA from Adineta ricciae, 534 nucleotides. The record is from the annotation of a GenBank genome assembly. Lineage: Eukaryota; Metazoa; Rotifera; Eurotatoria; Adinetida; Adinetidae.
AUGGAUCCUCUUCCAUUAGGUCGAUGUAGCCAUAGAAAUCUUUCCGCAAAGUCAACUCAAUGUGAUCGUUGGGCACGACUCGUUUGUUCACAUUGUAAUCGAGGAGUUUGUGUCGAACAUGAGAAAAUACAUCAAGAAGAAAGUCAGAGAAGAAUAGAUGAACUUCAAAAUCAAAUGAAUGAUCUUCGACAGAGACUCCAUACAUUGACACAUGAACAACUGGUGGAGAAUUUUGAGGAGAAACUUGAUCAAUGGACGAACACAUGUAAAAACGAAAUCGAUCGAAAAGCGAUGCAAAUGUUAAAACAAGGAAAGAGUUUAAUUGAACAAUUGAACGUGGAAGAAUUUCGUUCUAACUGUUUAAAUCAAAUUGAAAACAGUUUAGAACCAAGUCAAACACAUACCAGUAAAUUAGAAGAACAAAUCGAACAAAUGAAAGAGAAAAUCUCAUAUCUUCAAAUAACGAAUGAUGGUCAAAUCAAAGUUAACCAUUUCCUUACCAAACCAUCAAGAGAUAUGAUGAAUCUUGAUUGA